Pseudomassariella vexata is the source of this 1202-nucleotide messenger RNA. RefSeq lists its product as uncharacterized. The record is from RefSeq and is a predicted model, not a curated record. The coding region runs from base 71 to 1066 and encodes 331 amino acids. Lineage: Eukaryota; Fungi; Ascomycota; Sordariomycetes; Amphisphaeriales; Pseudomassariaceae. The transcript is spliced from 3 exons.
CUACACAAUCAUCACAUCUUGACAUUGUUCACCGCAGCGAACAUUGACUCAAUUUUGUCAGCUCACUGCCAUGGGCCAGUCGCGAAUUCCUCCUACCCCAAGCGAUAUCAAGCUUGAUGGCAAAACCAUUAUAAUCACCGGAGGAAAUUCUGGACUGGGUCUCGAAGCCGCCCGACAGUACCUUGUUUUGGGAGCUUCGCGUGUCAUUCUCGCUUGUCGUUCAAUCACCCGGGGACAGGAAGCACUGUCCGCGCUGCGGGCUGACCCAGUUGUCAAUAAUGCAAAUCCAGGCGCCAUCAUUGAGGUGUUUGAGCUCGACCUGGCCGACUACCAAUCUGGACUUCGCUUUACCGAUAAGGUCAAGAAGGAGGUCAAAGAGCUAGACAUUCUUCUGAACAAUGGCGGGCAAGUAGUGAUAAAGUAUGAGAAAGCCCCGACCGGGCACGAGCGGAAUUUCCAAGUCAAUUGUCUCACCCAUAUCCUUAUUUGCCUCGAACUUUUCCCACUUCUUCGAGCCACCGCCGCUUCUCAAGGGUCGCCAACGCGCAUCACGUACACAGGCUCUGCAGCUCAGAUCAGCCAGAACACCCUUAGCAAGAAGCCUAUCACGUCAACAGAGACAGUUCUGGGUCACUUCGACGAGGAAGCCAAUUUCAGCUCCUGGUUUCGCUACGCCGACACCAAGCUUGCGGUCAACGCCCACGUUCGGCGAUUGGCCAUGCUAGCCCCCUCUGAGGUCAUCGUCAACAACAUUUGCCCUGGGUUUGUGCGAACGGGUCUCGAUAAGAAUCUGCCCAUCCACUUGAAGUUUCUCAUGAGCCUUGUCCGCAAGUCUGCCGGCCGUACGCCGGAGGAGGGUGCGCGGACCCUGAUUUACGCAAGCGCUGUUGCAGGUCCUAAGACGAAUGGCAAAUUCAUGCAAAAUAACAAGAUUGAUGCGCGUGCCGAGUUUCUUAACGGACCUGACGGGGAGAAAUUCAUUGACGAGCUAUGGAAGGAGACUCUGGAAGAUGUAAUAAAAGUGGAUCCAACGCUGUCCUGGGCAUUGGCAAUUGGAUCUUCGUGAUAGUACGUACAUAGUAGUGGACACUGCGACACCAACAAUAUUGCGCGGAUCUGCCACUUUUGUGAUAUAAAAUCCUAGGAGCAACUUGAUAACGUGACGUCAAAAUGCUGAAUUGGAGAAAUCAAUACGUUAUGGC